This is a messenger RNA of Linderina pennispora, 767 nucleotides long. RefSeq lists its product as uncharacterized. Lineage: Eukaryota; Fungi; Kickxellomycota; Kickxellomycetes; Kickxellales; Kickxellaceae. The transcript has a single exon. The record is from RefSeq and is a predicted model, not a curated record. The coding region runs from base 177 to 569 and encodes 130 amino acids.
AAAUUGCGCUUUAUUGCCGCACAACAUGGCCAUUGGAAAGACUAACCUAUUUUCAGGUCGUCUACUACGCCCUUUUGUUGGCGACAACAAACUACUCAAUACUGUUUUCCAGCCCAAUUAUUAGCAAAGCAACCCACCAAGACGAACCGUGCAAAGGCGCUUAAAUAGCCACCAAGAUGGACAGCUCGAUUCCCUAUGACCACCCGCUCUCCCACCCCCCUCACCACGAACACACAUCCCAAUACACGCCGCCGGCCACCACGCCCGAGCUAAUCUACCCGCUCAGCUUCCAGCUCGGCAACCCUUCAUUGCAAACCGCACAAGGCCAGGAAAUGUCGUCAGACGUCGCAGCCAGCCUUAUCUUCGGAGACCUCCGGGACUCGUACGAUCGGCAGCAGGCACGCGUGGACAUUUUGCGCGUGGCUACAGAGAACCUCGAGGCGCAGUUUCUGGGCUCGGUGCGCGAUCGCACAACCAAGCCGAAUAGCAAGAUCACCGAUGAGGAGAGACGGUGCCAUGAGGAGCUGAGACGCACGCUCAACAGGACCAGGACUGCAGCUGGCCGAUGAGGUCAAGGUUUUGCAAUGGCUCAGAAGGCGCCACAACAUGGCAGUCAUUGGGCGCAAGGCGCGCAGCCGCUACCUGAUCUACUAGGCACCACGCCCUCUGCCCACGGGCUAGAUCCGGAAGGGCAGAUCAGGAUCAAAAUUUUUGUUUUUUUUCGUCCUUCAGAGCCAGCGCGGCUGACUCUGAGACGAACCACAGAC